Molecule: messenger RNA, 2766 nt
Organism: Mercurialis annua (annual mercury)
Lineage: Eukaryota; Viridiplantae; Streptophyta; Magnoliopsida; Malpighiales; Euphorbiaceae
Product: BRAP2 RING ZnF UBP domain-containing protein 2
Exons: 12
Coding region: 130-1644 (504 amino acids)
Biological process (GO): protein ubiquitination; Ras protein signal transduction
Cellular component (GO): cytoplasm
Molecular function (GO): ubiquitin protein ligase activity; zinc ion binding
Source: RefSeq, a predicted model, not a curated record
AACUGAAUUUAUUUGUUUUGAUAAACAUAGUACAAGUUUAUGGGUGGAAUCCAAAAUUGGCAGUGGUCAACAAUUUAUACAAGUCCUUCACUGUUUACAAAACCCCGCGAACGAUCUUCCUUGUAAGACAUGUCACCAAGCUCAAGUGCAACCCCAUUAACCUCAUCGGAGAACCAAUUCAGGCAACCGGAAACGUCGAUCUCCGGCGGAGUGGACUAUAACGACCCCACCUCUUCCACUCCAUCAUCAUCAUCAUCGUUAUCUCCAAUGACUCAAGCUGUUCAUUUCUCCUCAGGAAACCCUAGGAUCGAAGAGACUCGCGGUGUCAUGCACCUCUUCUCAAACGACACCCCGUCUAAUCUUCCGGUUGGAAGGAAACCUUUAGUUUGUGUGAUUGGAGUACCGAAUCAUAUGACUUAUGCCGAUUUUUGUCAAUUUUGCGCGUCUUUUAUUCACCUCAUUUCCGAAAUGCGAAUUGUGAGAAACGAUGGAGUGGAUGAUAGAUAUUGUGUUCUAAUGAGAUUUGAUAGUCAGGACUCCAGUGAUAAAUUCUAUCAGCAUUUUAAUGGUAGACAGUUUAAUUCUUUGGAGGAAGACCUUUGCCGUGUGCUUUUUACAGUUGAUGUUCAGUUCACUGGCUAUAGUGGUUCACUUGACUCUCAACCUUCCACAGCAAGUACAACUGAACAACCUUCAUGUCCGGUUUGUCUUGAGAGACUGGAUCAAGACAUGGGUGGAAUUCUCACAACUAUUUGUAAUCACUCCUUUCACUGCUCAUGCAUUUCAAAAUGGACAGAUUCUUCUUGUCCAGUCUGCCGAUAUUGCCAGCAACAACCUGAAAAAUCAACAUGUUUUGUAUGUCAAACUUCUGAGAAUCUGUGGCUCUGUAUGCUUUGUGGCUUUGUUGGCUGCGGAAGGUAUAAAGAAGAGCAUGCUAUAAUACAUUGGAAAGAAACACAACACUGCUACUCUCUGGAAUUGGAAACACAACGGGUUUGGAAUUAUGUUGGUGAUAACUAUGUUCACCGAUUAAUUCUCUCCAAAACUGAUGGAAAAUUAGUUGAACUGAAUUCGCAUUGUGUGCACGCUAAUGAUUGUUGCGAAGGUUGUGAAUGUGUAAAUGGUGGAAUUAGUGAGGCUCUCUUGAACAGUAAAGUAGAAGUGAUUGUUAAUGAGUACAAUGAACUCCUGGCCGCUCAACUUGAGACCCAAAAACUAUACUAUGAGACUUUGCUGCAAGAAGUCAAAGAAGACACUGAAAGGGACAAAUUAGAAGCGGUUAAGAAGGUUGUCCCACAAAGACUACAAAAAUUGCAGUCUAAGUUGGAUAGGUGUCUCAAAGAGAAGAAAUUCCUUGAUGAAGUCAAUGAAAAUCUUAUGAAAAAUCAGGAGAUAUGGAAAGCAAAAGUAUUGGAGAUUGAAGAGAGGGAGAAAAAGGUUUUGAAAGGGAAGGAUGAUAAAAUUCAGGACUUGGAAGAACAGCUUAGAGAUUUGAUGGUGCACUUAGAAGCGGGUAAACCUGCAGAACAAGUGUCAGUUUCGAAUGAGAUCAAGGAAGGUGAUGUUUUGCCAAUAUCAAUAGAGACUUCUUCAAAAACCAACUCUCAAAGGAGUAAAAAGGCUAAUAACCGGAGAAAAAACUGAGGGGAUAUCGAGGUUUCCUUGCUCCUGACAGUUGAGAAGGACAUCUACAAAAUCUUCUUCAUCAUAAGCACUAGAUUUUGCUUCUGCCCGUUUACUUCUGUGAUCAUCUAUGAUGCUUUGGUAUAUUUUAUCUGCCAUUUGAUGAAGUUUCUUAAGCCUAGGCACCGUUCUGCUCAACCAGUGGAGCAAUCUGAUGGAAGGAUACAGAUCAGCAAGAGUAAAACCUCCAGCUGCAUCUGCCACUUUCUUCGAAAUUGGUAUGAAAAUCUCUUCUCCCUUACAUAUCUUACCAACCGUUGCUCUUGAAAUGAUGCUAUAGGUCAGAGCAUUGAACAUCUUGCUAAAGUUGAUUGGUGAUCCCGCUGCAUACGAACGCAAGAAUCUCAAAAGCUUCGAUACUUCUUCUUUCCUGAUUGAUCUGAAUGACUGCACGCGUUUUGCGGAUAGUAGCUCCAUUGUGCAAAUUUUCCGCAUUUGUCUCCAAUACUCUCCGUAUGGUGCAAAUAUGAUGUCUUUGUUAUUAUAAGAUAUAACACUUCCAGUAACGCUGCAAGGCCUAUAAGCAAAGAUGAGAUCAUGGGUUUUCAUCACUUCUUUAGCGAUUUCCGGCGAAGAAACGACUAUGGUACUAACCUCACCGAGCUGUAGAUGCAUAAGAGGUCCAUACUUUCUAGCCAAAUCUCGAAGGCGGCGAUGCGGUAGAGAGCCAGCUAAAUGGUGCAUGCUUCCUAUUAUAGGUAGCUUCCAUGGUCCUGGUGGAAGAUUUGGAGUUGAGCUCUUGAUUUCUGAUUUCUUCCAUAUCCUCACUACCAUAAACAUAAAGAUAAAGAAGGUCAAAAGGAUUGGGAAGAAAGAAAAUUGGUCUUCCAUUGAAAAAAAAAAUUCAAGAAAUGCUUGAGGUUAUUAUAAUAACACAGAUAGUCUAACUUCUGUAUUAUUGGAGUUGGUCAUUUGGUGCAUGAUCAUAAUCACAAUAUACGUCCAAAGCUUUGAAUAAUAUAAUACACGUUAAUUAUAAAAUAGAUUUAAAGUAGCUCGAAAAGGACAAAAGGUUACACCUUGCUCUUGGAAUCCCAUGAAGAAAUAUAAACAAAAAUUAAUACAAGUUGGUUUAAGAGAACA